AUGGACUCAAAAAAUCCACCAGCUCUUCCUCCACGUAAAUCUGAAUUUUCGGGAGGAAAACCACAAACACCACCUGCCUGGCUUGUUUCUCUAACACGUCAUAACCAAGGAGAAUAUAACCACCCUCAUGAAUUUCUUUUAUCAAAACGCUUUAACAGAGAAGAUAUGACUGUUUUUAUAUGUAAAAAGUGUCAUAAAUGGUUUAGACUCAAGGCUGAUUUACCUGAAAGUCUUGAUUUGAAUAAUCGAUCGAAUCCAGAGCCAGGCUCUUGUAUUAAAAAUCUUGAAAACAAGUUACAUCAUCUUCAUACAACCAUGUCAGAUGAUUCUCGUACUUUAAAUGCACAUUGUUGUUUAUGUAGUUUUGUUAUAAAAGUUGAUAUUGAUGAACCAUUGAUCGAUAUCCAGAUUUUUGAUGCAUUACAAAAAUCAAGGCAGCACUAUUCGACAAAGACUAACGUCACUGAAAAUGAAUCACAACCAGAUUUCAAUCGUACCAUUGUAUCCCUUGGACAACUUCUUGACAACGCGAUAAAUGAGAAUAUGACUCCAUUGCCAAUGGGAGGAAUACACGGGGAUUUUUAUAAAACAAACAUUGGCUGGGAUAAUGCGAGCCAGGCUUUAUUAGAAAAAAUCGGGUACAAAAAAAACAAUAAUCAAUUCGAAUACGCCAUUUUUAAAGGUCGCAAACGAAUUAUUUCACAGGCAAAAGAAGAAUUAGAUAUGCAACACAUGGAAUUUACUAAUUUUCAAAAAAGUGAUUAUUUAAAUCCUUACGAUACGUUGGCAAAUAUUCUUGGAACAAAAUAUAAACGGCAUAAUGACCCAUCUCAGUCUACUUUCAAUCCCGUAUCUAUAACAUGUUCAACACAAGCUAGUGGCUAUUCAAUCCUUGGUUGUGUUUCAGAUAUGGAAGACGAUAUUUUGAAAUGGGCUUAUCAUAUAGGAAUUUAUGAUUUUCCAGAAAAAACUCCUCAAUAUUUACAAGCUAUACAUGAAUUAUCUUUGGAAAGAAAGAGCGAUUCUUUGUCUACGCUAGUAGGUGUUGAAAAAUCACGAGUUUCAAGUGCGAUGACCAAUAUUGUACAUUACGUAAAAGCUGAUACUCAUGACAUAAUUGACUUGUUUUACGCUUAG
This is a messenger RNA of Entrophospora sp. SA101, 1137 nucleotides long. Lineage: Eukaryota; Fungi; Glomeromycota; Glomeromycetes; Entrophosporales; Entrophosporaceae. The record is from the annotation of a GenBank genome assembly.